Diatraea saccharalis (sugarcane borer) is the source of this 2452-nucleotide messenger RNA. Lineage: Eukaryota; Metazoa; Arthropoda; Insecta; Lepidoptera; Crambidae. The record is from the annotation of a GenBank genome assembly.
AGUAUGUUACGCGCUCGUUUUACUUAUUACUCUAUGGUUUAGUCCACUAAUGGCGUGUCUUCCGGUAACACGCGUUAUAAAGUCAAAAUGGCAAAGAAAAAAGCUGACGAAAAAGUGAAUCAAGCACCCCAAAGUGAUAAUGAAGACCAAAACUUCGAUGAGGAGCCAGAUUUUGACGAUCCGGAAGGUUUUGUCGACGACAUUCCUGACGAAGAAUUGUUGGCCGACCUCUUAGAGCAGAAACCGAAAGAAUCUGAUGGUUACGAGAACGUAAUCGUGGUAGACGGAUGUCCGCAAGUCGGGCCCGAGCGGCUAGAGAAGCUGCAAAGUGUCAUAAACAAGAUCUUUAGCAAAUUUGGGAAGAUCGUCAAUGAAUUUUAUCCCACUACCGAAACUGGAGUCACCACGGGCUACAUUUUCCUGGAAUACAGUAACCCCCAGAACGCAGCCGAAGCAGUGAAAGCCACAAAUAAUUGUAAAUUAGAUAAGCAACAUACAUUUUUAGUGAAUUUAUUCACAGAUUUCAAGAAGUAUUCAGAUAUUCCUAAGGAAUGGGAACCACCAGCACCUCAACCAUUCAAGGUUCAGUCAGAUUUACAAUGGUAUUUGAUGGAUCCUGAUGCAUACGACCAGUUCCUUGUUGGUAUUGGUACUGGUACUGCUUUACAAGUAUGGCAGAAUGCAUUGCCAGAACCUACUUUGUUGCAAGAAAGACCAAAUUGGACAGAAACUUAUGCUGUGUGGUCACCACUAGGGACAUAUCUGGCCACCUUCCAUUGGCGGGGUGUCGCUCUAUGGGCAGGGCCAAAGUUCUCACAGUUCCAAAAGUUCUUUCAUCCCGAAGCUAGGUUCAUCUCCUUCUCACCAUGUGAAAAUUAUAUAGUUACGUUUUCACCCAGUGGUGACAGAGGGGAUGAAAAGAAGUUAAUUAUUUGGGACAUUAGAACAGGACAAGAGAAACGAAGCUUCCCACCGCCAGAUGAGUAUGUCACUUGGCCGAUAUUCCGUUGGAGUAAAGAUGACAGAUUCUUUGCACGUCUUGGUGCUGAUGUUCUCUCCGUAUAUGAGACACCAGGUUUUGGUCUCUUAGACAAGAAAUCCAUCAAGAUACCUGGAAUUAGAGACUUCAGUUGGUCCCCAACAGACAACAUAUUAGCUUACUGGGUAGCUGAAGAUAAAGAUGUACCUGCACGAGUAACACUCCUCGAACUGCCAAACCGCACUGAAAUCCGAUCUAAAAACUUGUUCUCCGUCGCUGACUGCAAGAUCCACUGGCAGAAGAGCGGCGACUAUCUAUGCGUUAAAGUUGACCGUUACUCAAAAGUGAAAAAAGACAAAAACGACAUCAAAUACUCAGGGAUGUACUAUAAUUUUGAGAUUUUCCACAUGAGAGAGAAAGAAAUACCUGUGGACUCUGUAGAAAUUAAAGAACCAAUUCAGGCAUUUGCUUGGGAGCCGGUCGGUUCGAAGUUCGCAAUAAUUCAUGGUGAUCCUGCGAAUAUUUGUAUUAGUUUCUAUCAAGUGAAUACGGGUCAGGCUCCGACGUUGUUGAAGAAAUUUGAGAGGAAACCGUUCAACCAUUUGUUCUGGUCACCUUCUGGUCAGUUCAUUGUGUUGGCUCAUCUUGGUCUCACUGGAGGUGCUCUGGAGUUCUUGGACACUAAUGACUUUACAAUAAUGAAUGUAGCUAAUCAUUAUCAGAUGUCUGUCAUUGAUUGGGAUCCAACUGGUCGCUAUGUCGUAACUGGUGUGUCCUCCCUUAAAUGCAAGAUGGACUGUGGCUACUACAUUUGGUCGUUCCAGGGCAAGAUAAUUAGAAGGGUGAUGAAAGAAGGUUUCGCUCAGUAUCACUGGCGGCCGCGUCCUCCCACGCUGCUGUCGGAGAAACAACAGAAGGAGAUCAAGAAGAACCUCAAGAAGUAUUACUCUCAAUUCGAAUCUAAGGAUCGUAUGCGCAGCAGCAAGGCCAGCAAGGAAUUGGUUGCUAAGCGUACGGAGCAGAUGAAGAAAUACGUGGAGUACCGCGAGUCGAAGGUGCAAGAGUGGAACGAGCAGAAGCCGCGUCGGCUCGAACUCAGAAACUAUGUGGAUACGGACGGUCUUGAUACAGACCAGGCGAAUUCGGUGGAGGAAGUUGUUGAAUUUUUCGUGAAAGAGGAACAGACUGUCAUCGAGUAGUCGCCAUUCUACCGUCACGUUAUAGGUCGGGGUUAACUCCGACCUUCUUUGAACCGGUUCGAACCGGUAUUGACAGAUUCACAUAAAACAUCAUUUUUUAAUAAACGGACAGGAAUUUAAUACAGCUUUUUUUGUACCUUAAUCCCAUUUUAAUAUAAAUAAAACGUUUCACAAAACGAUUCCAUUAUGUAUCGCAGUGUAAGAUUCCGGUUUAUAUAUUAUACAAAAGGUAAUGUUAAUAGAAAUCAUAUUAAAUUGAUAUGUUACAAACUUA